This is a messenger RNA of Chrysoperla carnea, 2007 nucleotides long. Its product is annotated as post-GPI attachment to proteins factor 2-like. The transcript is spliced from 5 exons. Gene Ontology annotation, biological process: GPI anchor biosynthetic process. The coding region runs from base 20 to 883 and encodes 287 amino acids. Gene Ontology annotation, cellular component: Golgi membrane; endoplasmic reticulum membrane. The record is from RefSeq and is a predicted model, not a curated record. NCBI's taxonomy places the organism in Eukaryota, Metazoa, Arthropoda, Insecta, Neuroptera, Chrysopidae.
UUGUUAAGAAAUAAAAACUAUGACAAUGACGAAAGUGAAUUCAGAAAUGUUGAUUGAAAAUAAUUCAAUAAAUAAUUUAAAAUUAUCAUCACAACAAAUGGCUGUGUAUUUUGUUAUGAGCUUCCGAAAACUAUGUUUGGCAACUGUUUCACUUCCUUUAGUUGCGUUAUGUUUUUGUUUUAUUACAGCGUAUAUCUUCCAAUAUGAUGAUGUUCAUGAAACACAUUGUAGAGUUUAUAACAUAAUUCCAUCGAUAAGUGCAAUAACUGGCGUUACACCACAAAUUUACUUAUGGCGUGUUUGUGUGGCAUUGCAUAUCGGCCCUAGAAUUAUAAUUGCAUCUGUAUAUCAUUCAUAUUAUGCUUCGUUACUACGUGUAAAUAAAGAUUCUGAGUCUAGUUUAUCGACUCGAUUCUGGUUGACUUUAACUUAUUGGUUAAAUGUUAUUGAAAUUGCUGCAUUAUGUGGUGUCACAUACAUUUCAAAUCGAGAAAACUAUCCUAUUCAUGAAAAAAUAUUUAUAACAUUCAUGAUAAGCUCGUUAACGCACAUGUUAGCGAACAUAAAAGUUAUACGAAUCGCUCAAAGUAUGGGCGCCAAAGAAAAGUCCCAGGGACAACCACUUGCUCAAUCACUUUUCAUUAAACAAACUUUAUUCGCAAUAUCUUUAUUAUCGACUGUUGGAUUAGUUGGGUUUUUCUUGAAACAUCGAUUGCUUUGUCAUGAUAUGGCAUUUAGUUGGUUUGCAUUAUGUGAAUACAUAAUUGCUAUAUCAAAUAUGGCGUUCCAUGUAAUCGUUGUAUUUGAUUUUCCAACAGAAAAUUUAAUUGUGGCAGAUGCGAUCCCAUUAACAAGCCCAGCUUACAAUAAAAAGUCCAACUAAACUAAAAUAAACGUAAUAAAUUCAUAGGAUUGAGGUAAACUUUAAAAACUAUAUAAAAAUUGAAAAAAUACCAUUCGUGUUAAAUUUAUUGUUUUAUUUUUUACAAACUUAUUUAUUUAUUUUAUUUUUUUAUUUUACAAACAAAAGCAUUUAAUUUUGUUUAUUUUUAGAAUCAAACUGAUUUGUAUAAGUAGUACCUUAUGCCAGAAGAAUGUAUCAACCAAUUUUCGGAUUUUGUUGAGAUAUUUUGCCAGUGCAUUCCAUUUGUUAUCAAAAUUGUAUUUUGGUGGAUGCAACCUUCUGACAUGAGGCCCUCGAUAUGACUACAAAGCUUUAAGCUAAUCACAAUCAACAGGGUAUUGCAACACAUUUAGAUAUUUAAUUUCGAAAAGACGUUCGUUUAAAUAAAUUCUAUUUUUAUUCCAAUAUUAAUGGCUUCCAGAAAAAGAUUUUGAUGUGGUAAUGUUUCAUCGAUUCCAAUCUUGUGUCUGUGUAUCCAAACAAAUUUAACUGUAUGUAUCCGUCCAGAUGUGUUUGACUAUCAAUUAUCACAAUUGGAGCCAGUUAACUAAUCGUCAGUUUUAAUACAUUUUAAUUGAAUUUUCAAAAUUUUUCCUUAAAUACUUAUACAAAUCAGAGCUAGUACCUAUUUAUUGAUAUUACUCUAAUCUUCUUGGUAACAUUAUGUUCUUCUAGUCUAAGAAAAAUAGAAUUGUAAUUUCCAAACAAGCAGGCAAUUAAAGGUUAAAUAACAGUCCAAUCAAAUAGUCUUUCAAUCAAAAUAUGAAGGCAAUACUCGAAUACAAAUUUUUCAAGGAUCCAAAUUUUUCAAACUAAAAUUUCCCUCUAUGAAACACUCAAUUUGUUUUGUGGGCGUUCAAGAAUUGAAGCUGAUACGGGGCUCUUAGGCAGUUGCCUACUCUUCCUAAUGGUUACAAUCUGGCCCUGACUAACCAUUCAAGUAUUUAUUUCCUCAUCCAUAUUUUGAUUGAUAGGAGUAAUUAAUUGAACUGUUAAAAAAUGUCGAUAUAUUUAUGAGUUAAAUAUGAAAAACUUGAUACAAACAUGAAAAUUGCUAAAAACACAUGACAAAAAGGAAAUAUUUUAUUCCCAUAAGUCAGUCU